UGAAACAUGAAGCCAGUUUGGUUCUUGUGGGUUUUCAUGGGAUUAACCUAUUCUAUUCCAAUCAACCAAAAUACAACUGAAAGGACUGACACAGAAUUUGACGAAGAUUACCCAGAAGAAAAUCCAGGAUUAUUUGAAGGAGAUAUUGAACUCAGAGAAGGAGAAGACCCAAAUAAUAGAAAUGCUGUUACUGAUAAGAGUCGACUAUGGAGUAAUGGAAAAGUGCCAUAUACAAUUUCAUCACAUUAUCCCUCCAAUGAUCAAGCCACGAUCAGAAACGCUAUGCGGACUAUAGAAGAAAAAACUAAAGUUAACGGUAAAAAAUGUAUCCACUUUACACCACACAAUAAUGAGAGACAGUAUAUUCGAUUUGAAUCGGGUACAGGAUGUCAUACCCCGAUUGGAAAAGGUCACACUUCAUCAACCGUUACAUUAGGGCGUGGCUGUUUACAUACUGGUGUCGUUAUGCAUGAAAUUAAUCAUGCCCUUGGAACAUACCACGAACAGAGUCGUCACGAUAGAGAUAACUAUAUUACUGUAGAUUACAGCAAUAUCCAAAAAGGUCAGGAACAUAACUUCGUCAAGUUCAAAUCUUCAAAUAUCGAUGAAUUGAACCAACCGUACGAUUUCCAAUCUAUCAUGCACUACAGUGCCUAUUCGUUUGCUAAAGAUAGAAGCAAGCCAGUUAUUGUACCAAAGAUAAAAGGUGUGGUGCUUGGACAGAGAACGCAUUUGAGUACUAUUGACAUCAAAGAAAUCCAGAUCCUGUAUGGCUGUAUCCCCAGACCUCAUGGAAAAUAA
Messenger RNA from Lottia gigantea (owl limpet), 801 nucleotides. RefSeq lists its product as hypothetical. Gene Ontology annotation, biological process: proteolysis. The transcript is spliced from 8 exons. The record is from RefSeq and is a predicted model, not a curated record. Bases 7 to 801 code for a protein of 264 amino acids. Gene Ontology annotation, molecular function: metalloendopeptidase activity; zinc ion binding. NCBI's taxonomy places the organism in Eukaryota, Metazoa, Mollusca, Gastropoda, Lottiidae.